Messenger RNA from Penaeus vannamei (Pacific white shrimp), 5779 nucleotides. The record is from RefSeq and is a predicted model, not a curated record. NCBI's taxonomy places the organism in Eukaryota, Metazoa, Arthropoda, Malacostraca, Decapoda, Penaeidae.
GAGAGGGAGCGAGUGGAGCGAGCGAGAGGGAGCGAGCGGGCGGGAGAGCUCCGGAGGGCGCCUCCUGAGGUGGGGCUGCGCGAGGAAGGGCGGCGGCCAAGAUGAAGAUCCCGGAGACGAUGGCAGACCCACGACUCGCUUGCUGCCCCGCCCCCCGGCCCGCCCAGCGGCGCUCCUUCCCCGCGGCCGUCGCGGACCGCGCGCGGGUGACUACGACCAUGAGAACGUUCUGGGCCGCGUGGCUGGCGGUGCAGAGCGCCCUGCUGGUGGGCGCGCGCCCCGACCGAGCCCUGAGCCGCGUGGUCAACACCAAGUACGGCCGCGUCCAGGGCUUCAUCCAGCAGCACGCCAGCCACUCGCUGCCGCCCGUCGAGGUCUUCCUGGGCAUCCCGUACGCGUCGCCGCCCAGCGGGGAGGGCCGCUUCACGCCCACCAGCAGCCCGCUGCCGUGGGAGGACGUGCGCAAAUGCCUGGAGACGCCGCCCGUGUGCCCCCAGCCUCCCCUGGACCCUGACCCCAGCCUCGUGCCGCCCCUGAGGGCCGCCCACCUGGCAGCCAUCAAGCCGCUCCUGGAGAACCAGAGUGAGGACUGCCUGUACCUCAACAUCUACAGUCCCCACGACGGUGGCGGGAAGUACCCAGUGAUGGUGUACAUCCACGGGGAAGCCUUUACCUGGGGCUCCGGCAACCUGUACGACGGCGGCGUCCUAGCGUCGUAUGGACAGGUCACCGUCGUCACCAUGAACUACCGUCUUGGACCUCUGGGUUUCCUCAACACGAGUCCCAGCGGCAGCGGGCGGCGGGGCGUGGCAGGCAACCAGGGGCUCCUCGACCAGCUGGCCGCCAUCUCGUGGGUCAGCGAGAACAUCGUGCACUUCGGGGGCGACCCUGAGCGCGUGACCCUGUUCGGGCACUCGGCGGGGGCCGCCUGCAUCAACUACCUGGUGGUGUCGCCGGUCAACGCGGGCGUGCUCCGCCGCGUGCUCCUGAUGUCCGGGUCCGCGCUGAGCCCGUGGGCGGAGGUGCAGGACGCCCUCUCGGUCACGGCGCGCCUGGCCAAGCUCCUCAACUGCUCGCUGCCGACCAACCUGAGCGACCGCCACCCCGAGACCAUCGCCUGCCUCAGGAACGUCUCGGCGCAGGAGCUGGUCAUGGCGCAGGUGCCGCGCUACAAGUUCAACGCGGCGUUCGGGCCCAGCGUGGACGGCGUGGUGGUGCCCGAGGACUUCAAGACCAGACUCAACAGGGUGCUGAAAGGUCGACAACUCAGCGUAAUGUUCGGGGUCACAGAAGCGGACGGAUACAAUGACCUCUCGAGGAAGCAGGCGGAGGAGGGACUGGAUGUGCAGGAGAGGAACCGGAUGCUGAGGACUUACGUUAGGAAUAAUUACCACCACCACCUGCAGGAGAUUUACCUGGCCAUCACCAAAGAAUACACGGACUGGAGCAACCCCGCGCAGCAUCCGGUCCAGGUACGAGACCUAACUGCCGAAGCCCUGAGCGACGGGGGUUUCCUCGCGCCCUUGGCUCGCUUCGGGGAAACCAUCAGCGGCAGAGCGGACGCCUACAUGUAUGUCUUUGCGCAUCACGACAAGGACAUGCUGAGAAUGGGCAGCGUGUUCGGGUCGGAGGUCCCACUCGUGUUCGGUGCGCCUUUCAUGGAUGAACCUGGUCCUUGGAGAGGGAAUUAUACGAGGCAGGACGCCCUUGUGUCGGAAAUCAUCAUGAGGUAUUGGACUAACUUCGCCAAGACCGGGGAUCCCAACUUGCCCGAAGACGUUAAACUUUACUUAAGCCUCAAGGACCGUGGGAGGCAGAGAAACAUGACUUGGGAAACCUACGACUCCGUGUACGAAAAAUACCUCGAGAUAAGCUUCCGACCUCGCCAGAAGGACCACUACCGAGCGCACAAGGUGGCCCUCUGGAACUGGCUCAUCCCUGAGCUGGAGGAGGCCGGCGCGCAGUAUCCUGAAACGGACUCCGAGGCCUGGCACGCCUCCGAGGACCCCAAGCACUUCAUAGGUCCCGUCAGGCCGCUCGACCCCUUCAGGUUCCUGCACACGACGAAGACUCCUGCAACGACGGCGGCGACGGCGCUGCCGACGCCCAGCGACGAGUACCUCCCUCCGAACGUGAGCGCCGCGCAGGGCAGCCCCGUCAACGGCUCCUCGAGGCCGUCCGCCGGCCAGUUCCUCGACUACACGACGGCCCUGACGCUGACGGUGGCCAUCGGGCUGUCGCUGCUGGUGCUCAACGCCAUCCUGUUCGCCGCCCUCAUCUACCGCCGCGACCGCAACAGCCUCGGGCCCAAGAUGAAGUACGACAGCGCCUCCGCGCAGCCGCUGUGCACGGUGGACAGCGGCGUGCGUUCCGUGUCCACGCACGAGGCGCUGGCGUCGCCCUCCAAGGACGGCAAGUCGGCCUGCAGCGUCGACCUGCAGUGCACCGAGCUGCACACGUUCCCGACGCCGCCCGACAUCGGCGACAGGAACACCGAGGUCACGUUCCACACGAGCAACUCCAUGCACUCGCUCCUCUCGCAGCCCACGAGCCAGUUCAUCCCGCCGCCGCCCCUGCUCGCCACCACGCCGCCCACGCCGCCCGUGUCCACCCACGCCGACGUGCUGGAGACGGGCGCGUGUGCGGGCGCCCGCUGCUACAGCGACGUGUCCAACGGCCAGUACCCCGACAUGGUGAACGGCCAGUACCCAGCCGAUGUGACGCAGUACCCCGGCGAGAGGACGUACCCAGACCAGUACAGGGUACAGAGCCAGUGCGCAGGCGACCCUCCCUUGCCCGGAUACCCCCACGUCGACCUCCUCGUGCCCCUACCCCAACCAUCCGCAGUACUGCGGCCAGUACCCCGCCAGCGUGAGCCAGUACUCCUCCUCGACCGACCAGUAUUCCAUUUCCGGAAGCCAGUUCUCCAGUCCGGGCGCGUCCUGUCCGGCGACCUCGUGCCAGUUCUCGACGCCCGGAGGCCCGUGCCCCCCUCCGCAGCCGGCGUCCUACUCGGAGGAGCCGCAGGAGGUGAUCCUUCCGAGGACCAAUCGCAGCGCCACGCUCCAAAGAGCUUCCUCCUCCUCCUCCUCGACCUCCUCCAGGAAGCCCCAGCCCCCCCCUCGCAACUCAACGCUCCCCUCCUACGCCACGCUCCCGAGACAGAGCUCCAAGGACUCGCUCUCUCACAUCAACGCCUGAAGCGCCAAAGACCCUGGGCCGAGCGCUGCCGGCGACGUGAGAGGGCCUCGAGUGCGAGUCUGUCCGCGGAAGGCGAUGGGUUGCGCAGUUAAGAUGUUCCAUGUGUGGUUUAUGUGAUAAUCAAAGAUCUUUAAGGUGAUGCGGAGAGAAAGACGCUGCAUUUACUCUAUCGUUCAGUGAAAAGACAAGAGACGAGUACACAUGUUCCAGAAUAAUUUUUCGUCAGCUACUGUAAGAGCAGUUCAAAAUAAGCAAGGUUAAAAAGAGAGAGGAAUCGCCGAUUAUUGUUUUCUUAAUCGUGCUUUUUUCAUAUCGCUUGAUUCUUAUUUUAUUGUAUGGGCAAAAACGAAUUCGUGCGGGAUUUAAGGAACACUAUACAUGUCACUUAUGUUCAUAUCAGAUGUUUUUAUUUUUUGUCGCUUUUGAAACUGGAAACACUUGGCAAUAUCAGAAAAAAUAACUUGGUAAAAUCUGCUUCGUUUAUAUCUAAUCUUGAUUUGGUGUUAAAGAUGUGUAACUUCUAAAAACGGUCGUGACAGAACGAUUUUUCUAAAGGUUUUCGUAACUUGAUGUAUCUCGCCGUAUUUUCCAGCCUAAAAGCCGUUUGAAUUUGAAACCUACAGUCUCUGUCUGACCUGAAAAAGAGAGAAAAAGUUGUGUGGGUUUUCAAGAACAGAAAUGAGAGGCUGAGAUUACGCACAUUUCGUAAUUAUAAACUACGUAAACCUCAGGUUUUCCACUUGAAGUGAAUGAACUCUUCAAGCACAUCUUGACACUUUUUUCGAUCCUCUAAGUUGGGAUUGGAUCCCAUAAAUGUGAACUUUUAUUCUUCUUUCAUUUUUGCCUUUCUCAAAUUAGAUGACAAUUUCUUAAAUGCUUUACUGAUUUCUAUUGAUGUUUGGCUACUGGUUCUGACUCAUGGAAUUUGGAAACCAGUAAGAAUACAUUGUGCUUUGUAUGAUUAUUGUAUUUUUUACGUCAUAUAUGUCGUGUAGCCAUGUACAUGAAUCAGAUCAAUGAGCAACUUGAAGAAAUAAUUUCAGACAAUUUAGUGAAUGGAAAAAUGCUAAACAGAUCAUUUACAGCAAAUCUUUCUGCCUGUGAUUGAAACAAGGAUUUCUUUGGUGCAGAAAACGACGAAAAAAAACUUUUAAUCUUAGUGUAAGGGAAAAUUAUCUUGCUGUAUGUUAGUUGAACACAUCCUGUUGUCACGUGUUUGGUGACAACAGGAAAAUGGAUUUGAGAAUAAGUGACAAUAAUACGAGACGAUAGUGCAAUAAAAGUAACUCCACAGUCUGGUGAGUGCUACAUUGUGCAAUGAGAAAAAUAACUUUGUUUUCUUCUGACUUUGUGGACAAUUAAAAUCCCGAAUAGAUUUCAAAUUUUUUCGUGGAUUUACAUUCACAUUCAGUUCUAUGGCUGAAAUUUUUGGAUGUGCGUCACUAACCGGCUUUGUUAUAUUAAAAAACAAAUCAAAACUCUUUCUGUGUAGGUAUUUAAUAUAGUUAUAAGUUUCAUUGUUGGUGUUUCUAUUUUUGUUUAAGACAUAAAUCAGAGGGAAAAUCAGAUAGCUGUUACAUAAUUGUAAAAAAAAAAGAGAAAUGAAUAAACUAAAGUACAUCUGUGAGAGAUAUAAUGGAAAAGAAAAUAAUUUGCAUUCAGUUGAUACAUAUCGUUCUACAAAAUUGAUGCUAAAAUCAACUGAAAUAUUGUUGAAUGAGAAAUCGAACUGAGGUGGUUAAUAGAUGGUUAAAAAUGUCAAAUUAGUUGUUACGCGUAAAACAUAGGUCAUAUAGGAGAAACAGUUUCAUAGAUUUGCUACAAAAAUGUUGAUUUAUAAUGAAACUCGUAGAAGUUUUGAAGUUUAGUGGAGAAAAUAAAUAAUAAAAUAAACGUUAAAUAUUAGAACAAUGGCAUGAAGUUGUCCUCUCACUUUUGUGAUUUUAAUUCCGCUUUAUAUCAUAAGAAAGUAUAUUAUUAGAUUUUUUUGUCAUUAUUAUUUCUAUGUAUUUUCUUUUAUGCACGACGUUUAGGGAUGAUGAAAAAAUGUAAUGAUGUAAGUUAUAUAAUGUGGCUUCAGCGGUUCUAAAUUUUUACGACCACAUAAGAAUUAAAAAAACAAAAAACUUAUUUUUCAUUAUUCAUUUUUAAUAGUUUCUAUUAUAAUCAUCAUCCUUUAAGUACGUAAAAUAAUUGCAACUAAUCUCCCCUUCCCCUUCAUCCCCAUCGGAAAAGCGAAAAGGGAAAAUACAAAACGAUAGCGAGAUCCGUUCUGAAACCUAUGAUUUCCUGUAGUUCUCGUAGCCCCGUUUAAGCCGAAAGUAGCCCCGCCAACCCAUUGUAUGUUUAAGCCCGCGACACAGUAGAGCUUUUAAAGUUACAUUACACUUUGUAUUCUAUUUUGUCCACGUUAACUUCGCGUGUUGUCAACAAGGUUGUUUCAUGCUCAAUCCAAAUAACUGUGAGGUCAUGGCAGUGGUGUCAGGAAUAUAUUUUAUCUCGGAGAUUUGAAUGACUUUCAAAGUGGUGUGUGGAAUAUGAUGUACCAUCUUUUAUGUAAUAAAGUUUACACAAAAAU